AUGGCGGCCGAGAACAGCAACGAAUCGCAAGAUGAGAAAGAAACACUUAUUAAGACAGACAGAGUAAAAGAAGUGCCGAAUGAUAGUGGAACAAUAGUUGAGAGCACAAAAAACAAUGAUUCCAAACUGAUACUGUAUCACUGGACCCAGUCUUUCAGUUCACAAAAGGUGAGGUUGGCCAUCGCUGAGAAGGGCUUGCAGUGUGAAGAAUACGACGUGAGUCUGCCUCUUAGCGAGCAUAAUGAGCCUUGGUUCAUGAAACUCAACCCUGCUGGAGAGGUGCCUGUGUUAGUCCACAACGACAAUGUCAUCUGUGACCCUGCCCAAAUUAUGGAUUACCUGGAGCAGACUUUCAGAGAUGAGAACACACCAAAACUGAUUCCUGAGGUGGGGAGCAUGUAUUAUCAUCGGGUUCAACACUAUCGGGAACUGCUGGACUCGCUGCAGAUGGACGCUUAUACCCAUGGCUGCAUUCUUCAUCCAGAAAUUACAGUAGACUCUCACAUCCCGGCAUAUGCGACCACCAGAAUCCGUGCUCAGAUUGGCAACACAGAGUCAGAGCUAAAAAAGCUUGCUGCUGAACAUCCAGAUCUUAAAGAUGCUUACCUGGCAAAGCAGAGGCGCCUAAAGUCUAAGUUGUUUGACCAUGAUAACAUGAAGUAUUUGAAGAAAAUCCUUGAUGAGCUUGAGAAUGUCAUGGACCAGGUGGAGACAGAACUUCAGAGGAGAGUUGAAGAGACACCAGAGGAGGGUAGUCAGCAGACCUGGUUGUGUGGGGAGUUCUUCAGCAUGGCUGAUGUAUCUCUUGCUGUCACCCUGCACCGCCUCAAAUUUUUGGGGCUUUCCCGCCGUUACUGGGGAAAUGGGAAACGGGUCAACCUGGAGACGUACUACGAGCGGGUUCUGGAGCGCCCCACUUUUAGGAGAGUGCUCGGACACGUCAACAACAUCCUCAUAUCUGCCGUUUUGCCAACUGCUUUUCGGGUGGCUAAGAAGAGAGCUCCAUCCAUACUUGGCACUACUUUAGUGAUAGGUUUGCUAGGGGGAGCUACCUACCUUGCUUUUCUCUAUCUCAGAAAGAGAAUACUAAUUACCAGCUAA
This is a messenger RNA of Chanos chanos (milkfish), 1101 nucleotides long. It is a transcript of the gene gdap1, whose product is annotated as ganglioside induced differentiation associated protein 1. The record is from RefSeq and is a predicted model, not a curated record. Gene Ontology annotation, cellular component: mitochondrial outer membrane. NCBI's taxonomy places the organism in Eukaryota, Metazoa, Chordata, Actinopteri, Gonorynchiformes, Chanidae. The coding region runs from base 1 to 1101 and encodes 366 amino acids. The transcript is spliced from 6 exons. Gene Ontology annotation, biological process: mitochondrial fission; mitochondrial fusion.